AUGUGACUGCCAUGGUGCUGGUAAGGCCGUGCCUCCUUCUUUCUGUUUGACCACGUUCUGUGCGAGACGUAUAUGAUACAAAAUGAGCCUUAAUAUCUCAAAAAAACGAAAGUUCGUUGCCGACGGCAUCUUCAAGGCUGAAUUGAAUGAGUUCCUGACUCGUGAGCUCGCCGAGGAUGGUUACUCUGGUGUAGAGGUUCGCGUUACCCCUGCCCGCACUGAAAUCAUCAUCAUGGCCACCAAAACACAACAAGUGUUGGGUGAGAAGGGUCGUCGUAUUCGUGAACUGACCGCUAUGGUGCAGAAGCGUUUCAAUUUCGAGCCUGGUCGCAUCGAAUUGUACGCCGAAAAAGUGGCUACCCGUGGUUUGUGUGCUAUAGCGCAAGCUGAAUCUUUGCGUUAUAAGUUGACUGGAGGAUUGGCAGUGCGUCGUGCUUGCUAUGGUGUAUUGCGUUUCAUUAUGGAAUCGGGCGCCAAGGGCUGUGAAGUUGUUGUGUCCGGCAAAUUGCGUGGUCAACGUGCAAAGUCGAUGAAAUUCGUCGAUGGUCUGAUGAUUCACUCUGGUGAUCCAUGCAACGAUUACGUUGAAACCGCUACCCGUCACGUCUUGCUGCGUCAAGGUGUUUUGGGUAUUAAGGUGAAAAUCAUGUUGCCUUACGAUCCCAAGAACAAGAUCGGCCCCAAGAAGCCAUUGCCCGAUAAUGUGUCGGUUGUGGAGCCCAAGGAGGAGAAAAUCUAUGAGACCCCAGAGACAGAAUACAAAAUUCCACCACCCAAACCACUGGAUGAAUUGGCGGAGGUUCCAAAAGUUUUGUAAAUUUUUAAUUUAAAAAAUGCUUUUAUGAAAAAGUGAAGGUAGAAAAUCAAUAAAAAAUUAAAUAUGACGUCUUCAAGGAACAACAAAAAUUCCUAUGGAGAAUUUUUGUACAAAAUAAGUAAAAAUGCAUUUUGGUAUGUGGUAUUUUAGAGGACGAUGAAGGUAAAGUUAGAUCUAAUAUAUAUUAAAUUUAUACCUAACUUAAAAUUAAUUUUCGUAGUCAGGGAUACUUCAUCUGUAUUCUUAAAGCAAAAAAGCGAUAGUUUUGGAGUUGAUUACGAAUUCAUCAAUUUAGUUUGCCAAAUAUGAGGCACAAUCACAUAUAUCACCUUAGAAAAUUCAACGGCUAUAAGAAACAGUUUCAAGGUGCGAAAUAUAACUACAUAAUAACAUCUUUGUCAGAACAACAAAUUCACCCAACCAGCACUUCAUAAAGAAUUUUAUGAGUUGAAUGUAUUUUGUCCUGAUAACGUGUCUACUAGUUUUUGUUUUAGAAAUUUUGA
Molecule: messenger RNA, 1320 nt
Organism: Anastrepha ludens (Mexican fruit fly)
Lineage: Eukaryota; Metazoa; Arthropoda; Insecta; Diptera; Tephritidae
Gene: RpS3
Product: 40S ribosomal protein S3
Exons: 2
Coding region: 83-817 (244 amino acids)
Biological process (GO): positive regulation of apoptotic signaling pathway; translation
Cellular component (GO): cytosolic small ribosomal subunit; nucleus
Molecular function (GO): structural constituent of ribosome; RNA binding
Source: RefSeq, a predicted model, not a curated record